AUGGAUCACGGCCGCUGCACCGACCUCACUGAAGCAGUGCGCUCGACGCAGCUGCUCAGGAUCAAUGGCUAUUGCGCGACCUCAACCAUGGCGUCCUCGGAGUACGUCAAAUCCAGAUGGAACGUCGAUGGCCACGAGUGGGAAGUCCAUCUCUAUAUUACACACUACGGGUUGGGGUUGCAAAGCAAGCCCCGCUACGUGUAUUGGGUAGCACCAGGGUCCUGGGUAGCACUAGGGCUCAAUCUUCUCGGUGAACCCCAGAGGAAUAAGUUGAGGGCGAAUCUAAGCUGCCGGCUUGUAGAUCCAAGCCGGAACCUUGAUCCUUCUGCAGAGAAGAGCGUGUCCCACAUAUUCGGCAAAAGUGGAAGUCGAUGCACUACUCUCCUGAUGAUAACGAGAGAUGAGGUGCCGACAUCAGGUUAUCUCAUGAAUGAUUCUCUGACCUUGCAAUGCACCAUCACCGUGCUCAAGGAACUGCCUGAUGUAGUAAUCAUCCCGGCUGUUGCGGAGGCGCCCUCACCAUUGCCAGCCUCUGAUCUGCUCAGGCACUUCGGUGACCUCUUGCAGAGCCGGAGGGGAGCAGACGUCACGUUUGUGCUCGACUCCGGCGAGCGUUUUCCUGCCCACAAGAACAUCCUUGCCGCAAGGUCUCCUGUCUUCAUGGCCGAGUUCUUCGGUCACAUGAAUGAGAUGAGAUCCAAGUCCGUCCAGAUCCAGGACAUGGAGGCUGCCGUCUUCAAGGCCAUGCUCCACUUCAUCUACACUGACAUGGUUCCGGAGCUUGAAGAGGAGCCUGAGGCGUCGCCCACGAUGGCGCAGCACUUACUCGCAGCUGCUGACAGGUACGGGCUCGACAGGCUGAAACUCAUUUGCGAGGGCAAGCUCUCCGGCGGCAUCGACGUCGACACGGUGGCGACGUCGCUGACUCUGGCGGAGCAGCACAACUGCUCGCUGCUCAAGGCCAAGUGCGUCGACUUCAUCGCCAGGUCGCCGGAAACUCUCGAUGCGGUCUUGGCGACGGACGGGUUCAGGCAUCUCGUGGAGAGCUGCCCCUUGGUGCUGACCGAGCUUGUCAGAGCUGCGCAUGGGAGGAUGAACUGAUGAGGUUGUGUCCAUGGAUCCCUGCUAUGGUUGCCCAAGAUUUACUUGGUUCAUCUUAUCUGCCUA
This is a messenger RNA of Panicum virgatum (switchgrass), 1167 nucleotides long. RefSeq names its product BTB/POZ and MATH domain-containing protein 1-like. Gene Ontology annotation, biological process: protein ubiquitination. The coding region runs from base 1 to 1101 and encodes 366 amino acids. The transcript has 2 exons. The record is from RefSeq and is a predicted model, not a curated record. Gene Ontology annotation, molecular function: protein binding. Lineage: Eukaryota; Viridiplantae; Streptophyta; Magnoliopsida; Poales; Poaceae.